Messenger RNA from Chrysochloris asiatica (Cape golden mole), 1542 nucleotides. It is a transcript of the gene LRRC14B, whose product is annotated as leucine rich repeat containing 14B. The record is from RefSeq and is a predicted model, not a curated record. The transcript is spliced from 2 exons. NCBI's taxonomy places the organism in Eukaryota, Metazoa, Chordata, Mammalia, Afrosoricida, Chrysochloridae. Gene Ontology annotation, cellular component: cytoplasm. Bases 1 to 1542 code for a protein of 513 amino acids.
AUGAGGUCGCUGCGCUGCCUCUCCGCGGAGGCCCUGGCGGCCCACAUCCCCGCCGCCGCCGAGCAGAGCCUGGACUGCGUGGCCCACGACCUGUACCCGCUGCUCUUUAAAGCUAGCUUCGGCCUAGAGCGCGCGGACGUGCUGCAGGCCUUGCUGACGCGCUGGCCGCUGGAGGAGUUCCGGCUCGGCGCACUGCUGGGGCCCAGCGCCGACCACCCCGAGGACCUGCGCGACCGGCCCUGCCGCCCCUGCCUCGAGGCCUGCGUGCGCGGCCUGGGCGCCCACGUUCUGCGCACCCAGAGCCGCACGCGCCUGCGGCUGGCAGACCUGACGGGCCUGCGUGACGUGCAGGAACCGCGGUGCCGCUGCGCCCAGCCGCUGGGCCGCUGGGGCCGCACCCAGCUACUGGCCCGGGCCUGCUUAGAGCUGCAGGCGGAGCCCCGCGCAGCCGAGCGCCCAGCCGUCCAAGUGCUGGCCGACCUCUUCGUCACCGAGGGCAAUUUUGAAGCGGUGGUGGGUGCCCUGAGGCCGGCGGGCCCGGCGCCACUGCACUUGCGCUGCGUCUCGUUCCGGGCCGACAGUCUGCGCCCCGCCCAGCUGCUCCAAGUGUUGCAGCUGGCCGGCCCCGGGGCGCUGCGCAGGCUGGACGUGGUGCACAACGUGCGGCUGCACGCCGGCCACGUGGAGCAGCUGCUGGCGCAGGUGCGCUUCCCCCAGCUGACGGCGCUCACGCUGCCCGCCAAGGCUUUUGACGCCCCGCCGGCCCAUCGCGGGCUCCCUGCCGAUGAAGACCACCACCUGGCCACCAUUGCCCAGGCUCUCAGCCAAAUGCCCCAGCUGACCGAGCUCAGCGUGGCCUUCUCCACGCUGACCGGCAGGGUCCAGCAGCUGCUCGGCCCCCUUCAGACCCCACUGCGGACCCUGGACCUGGCCAACUGCGCCCUGAACCACACGGACAUGGCCUUCUUGGCCGACAGCCCUCACGCCACCCACCUGGAGGUGCUGGACCUCAGUGGCCACGAGCUGCUCAGCCUGUUCCCAUCCACCUUCUUCCGGCUGCUGAGUCGAGCCGCCCCCUCCCUACAGAUCCUCACCCUGGAGGAGUGUGGCCUCAGCGACCAGCAUGUGAACAGGAUGAUCCUGGGCCUGAGCCCCUGCCUCCGGCUGCGUGAACUCCGGCUCCUGGGGAACCCACUGUCAGCCCGAGGCCUGCGGCGCCUCUUCAGCGGCCUCUGUGAGCUCCCUGGACUGCGCGGCAUCGAGUUCCCAGUGCCCAGGGAUUGCUACCCUGAGGGAGCUGCUUACCCGCAGGACGGGCCGGCUGUGUCCAAGUUCAACCAGGACAAGUACGAGGAGGUGGCAGGGCAGCUGCGGGCAGUGUUGCUGCAGGCUGGCCGCGAUGACAUCCAGGCCUCCACACCCCUCUUCGGGACCUUCGACCCCGAUGUCCAGGAGACGGGCCACGAGCUAGGGGCCUUCCUGCUGCAGGCUCUCAAGAGCGCUCUGGAGAAGUUUUCUAGGGCCCUAGAGCAGAUGGAGUAG